AAACUAAAAAGGAUUAUGCAUAUAAUAUUGGUUUAUGUACGCUUUGUUUUUGUUUCGAAGGUGAUCGUUUUGUUAAUAAUGAGUAAAUCGAACGAGUCAACUAUCCGUAAAUUAAGAAAGAAACUUCGACAAAUAGAGACACUUGAAAAAAUGGAGCGUACACUUACAGAAGAAGAAGAAUUAAAAAUUGAUGCUAAAGAAGAUAUUCGCUCUGAAUUACACAAGUUGGUUAAAUUUCAAGAAAGUAUGACUGCAUUAACUAAGGAAGUAGACCAUAGUGUGAUUACAACCCCUGUUGAAAAAUCAGCUAACGCUAAAAGCAACAACAUUUGUAAAAAUAAACUAGAGCCAAAAGUUGUUCUAUCUGAAAGUAGUACCGAUAAUCACAUAAAUGAUGUUGGAUUUGUUAUUCCGUAUGCUAUCGAUGCUAGCGCUCAGAAUAACUUUAAUGUGACUGAUGUUAUAGACAAUCAAACUAUUGAGAAAAUUACCAACGAAAUUAAUGACAAAACAACAGACUUGACAGAAACUGAUUCUGAACCGAUUUCAAAAGUUAAAAAAAUGUCCGGAAAAAUAAAGAACAAAUGUAAUUCCGGUACAGUUCAAAAUAGUUUCAAACUAAACUUGUCUGAAACUAUUUUUAAAGACUUGAACUUUAAAUUAACCUUAUUAGAAGGUCAUCAUGACGACAUCUGCGCAAUCGAUGUAUUUGGCGAUAUGGUUAUCAGUGGGGGGCGUGAUACGAGUUUAAAACUUUGGUGCUUAAAAAAAAACGAAGAAAUAAAAAGUUUCGGCGGACAUAACGGAACUAUUACAGGAAUUCGUUUUCUUGUCGAUAAAGAGUACACAAACUAUCCUAAUGUUAUUACAUCGUCGUACGAUUGCACGUUACGUGUGUGGGACCUAGAAGAAGGAAAAAUUCUUAAAUCAAUUUAUGUUUAUUCGCCGGUAGUUUGCAUUGAUUAUCAAAAAAGUACUGUCGGUGUUGGAACUGAAGCAGGUAAACUAGAAUUAUAUGAUACUGACAGCGGUGAGAAUCUUUUUUCAGUAAAUGCUUACGAUGCACCUGUAUCUGCAAUUAAGAUAUUACCAGAUCGCAGAGUAGCUGUUGGUUCUUCUACUGGUAUUCUUAAAGUAUAUAAUACACUUUGUAAAGAAUUUGAUGUUGAAAAAGAUGUGUUUUCCGUCGAUCAUUCUAUUAAAAUUAAUCAACUUAGCUUUUGUAAUAACGCGACAAAUCAACUGUUAAAUUUUUCAAAUAUAAGUUGUAUUAGUUGUUAUAACGACCUUGUUUUUUAUGGUGAUGAAGGUUACAAUAUUAAAAUGAUCAACUGCACAAAAGGAGAACUGUGCAAAGUGCGAAACAACGUUAAAGAAUUUUGUCCUACAGAAGUUUUAGAGGUUGCUAAAAUCGAAGGUCAAGACUACUUGUUUAGUGUUGGUUUGGAUGUGGAUAACGGAGAUGGAUAUGUCAAUAUUCGUACGCUUCCAGACUUAAAAUACAUGGGAACUAUACAUGAUAGCGUCAAUAAUUCCGGAACAAUAAAAUGUAUGCGCAUUGAGGAGGUUGAUUCUGGGUUUCGUCUUAUAACUGGUGGUACUCAACUUAGAGUCUGGAACCAAAUAAAGACAAAAAAUACAAGAAAACGAAAAGGUUCUGUGGAAGAUACAUUAAUCCCGUGUAAGUAUAUUUGCAACUAUAAUGACAUAAAGGAUUCUGAACCUGAGUCUGAUUUAGAGGAAAGCCAAUCGACACCAAGUGUUCAAUCUUCAUGCACUGAAAAUCAUCCAGUUGGUCAAAAAUGGUGCGUCAUCCUUUAACGAUUGUAAUUGAAAUACGUAAAUUAGUAGAAAAUGAUUAAUGGUUUAACGCAAUAAGUUUAUAUCAAAUCACUGUAUAUAUUUGUAUAUAACAUAAUAAGGGAAUUUCUAACUUA
Messenger RNA from Hydra vulgaris (swiftwater hydra), 1937 nucleotides. Lineage: Eukaryota; Metazoa; Cnidaria; Hydrozoa; Anthoathecata; Hydridae. The record is from RefSeq and is a predicted model, not a curated record.